Molecule: messenger RNA, 2586 nt
Organism: Ceraceosorus bombacis
Lineage: Eukaryota; Fungi; Basidiomycota; Exobasidiomycetes; Ceraceosorales; Ceraceosoraceae
Source: the annotation of a GenBank genome assembly
AUGGCGCCCACGCCCGUCGCGCUGAGCACAAGCGCUGCUGCCGCACUGGGCAUCUCCUCGGACCAAUCGGCAUUCAAGGAAGGCUCAGCGGUCAUCUCCAUACCCAAAUCGGACGCCGCUUUCCUGAAUCCUGUACAGGAAUUCAAUAGGGACCUCUCUGUGCUUGCCAUUCGUACCUGGGCCGAGCGGAGGGACAGGGAGAAGAGGGAAAAGUUCGAACAGGCGAUCAGCAAGAGAAAAGAAAGGAGCGCGAAUGGCAGGGGCAAGAGGAGAAAAUUGGCGCAUACAGCGACGUCUAACGGUGAGUGAGGCGUCGUCGGGUGAGAUCGGCGUGAUGAGCGCGGCCAACUUACGCGAACGCUACACGCUGCCCGCAGCGGGAAACGCAGUCUCGCUUGACGCCGCCUCCAGCACAUCCGACAUUCAGGCAGACUUGUCGGCCAGCGCUCCUUCAGCAGCAGCAGCAGCGGGCGAUCUCUCUACUGCCAGCACCAGCCCACACGCACACAUCGAUUCCUCUUACCGACCCUUUACCUUCAACAUCUUCGAAGCUCUCUCAGCCACAGGCUUGAGGUCCAUUCGGUAUGCUCGAGAGAUUCCGAACUUGAAGAGUGUGCACGCCAACGAUCUCUCGCCCACUGCUGUGCAAGCCAUUUGGAAAAAUGUGGCUCUGAACUUUCCUGCUAAUCGCGACAUCAAACAGUGGGCGCCCGAGUUGGAUCAAGGAGAGCCGGAAAAGGAUGCUCUGGAAGCCAGCUCAACUGCCGAAGCUGCUGCCGCCACGGCUCGCAACACUUUGUCUUCUGAGGCUGCGAGCGCGCAGUUCGCCAACAAUGGCGCAGCCAAUGGGGCUGGCCACCCAGCUAUUCAUCCCAACUGCAAGAUCCAUGUGACAGAGCAAGAUGCCAUCGAGAUCCUCUACACUUCGCGAGCGAAGGACAAGCAGUACUCGGUGAUCGAUUUGGAUCCGUACGGUAGUGCAUCGAUGUUCAUAGAUGGGGCAGUCCAAGCCGUGGCGGACGGAGGUUUGCUGUGCGUCACUUGCACCGACCUGGUGGUGUUGGCGGGGAACGCGUAUCCCGAACGAGCCUACUCCUUGUACGGCGGCACGACGACGCGGAACGAUUUUGUGCACGAAGUUGCACUGAGGUUGGUUUUGGGCUUGAUUGCCACCACGGCAGGAAGGUACGGUCGAGCCAUCACGCCCCUGCUCAGUCUUUCUAUAGACUUUUAUCUCCGAGUGUUUGUCAGCGUACAGACCAGGCCUGUGGAUGUCAAGAUGCUGGCUAGCACCAUGGGCACCGUGCAGACUUGUCCUGAUUGCGGUAACUGGGACGCAAAUGCUUUCGGACGCAACAAGGCAGAGGGGAGAGCGGAUCUGAUCAAGUAUCAGGCUGGCACCAGCCAUGCUGCGGGUACCAACUGUCAGGAAUGCGAGAGUCGAUUUCAUGUGAGUGCCAGCGAUGAUCGGGGAGGGUGCAAGGUGCGCGGAAAGCGAAAGCGCAGUACGUCGAAGAUGAGCUACACAUGUACUAUUCAGGAAUCUCGUUAGGCUUACCCAAUACACGUGGGGAGACAAUCCAUGAACCGCUACUCUGAGGCGAGCGCUUGGGGAGGAGCAAAAGGAAUGCAGAGCCGGACGAUCGGUAGAAGGUGUCAAGUUCUUGGUGCAAAGCUGACCCUUUGUCUUCUUUGUUGUGCGGACUUCCCGGCACUUUGCAGGUGGCGGGCCCCAUGUGGCUCGGACCGCUACAUAUGCCCAGCUUCGCCGAGGAGAUGCUUGAGGUUUUGGAGCGAGCGCCCGUGCGCUUCCGUACAGCUCCGCGUAUCCGUGGUAUGGUGGGAAUGGCAAGCAAAGAGCUUUCCUCUCCAUUCUUCUUCAUCCCACCGAAGAUCUCCAGCUAUUUCCAUACAACCAACAUUCCCCUCACCACUGUCGUCUCUUGUCUCUUGAAUGCGGGAUACGAAGCCUCUAGAAGUCAUGCGCAGCCGGCUAGCAUCAAGACGAAUGCUAGUCCGACUGUGGUGAGAGAUCUCUGGAGACAGUGGGUCAAGGAGAAGUCGCCGAUCAAUGAAAAGAAUGUGCACGAGAAUAGUCCGGCGAGGAGAUUGCUCUCGAAGGAGUGCGCUACGACAUUCGAGCUUGACAAGGAUCAUCCGCAGACGAGGCGGGUCCUCGGACUGGACCAAGACGGCAAGAAGGACGCAGGCGUCAAGUAUCAAGUGAGUGUGCUCUAGUGGCAAGACCUUCGGCUCGCGGAGCGAGCUGCCAUACGUUUCGGCAACAGUAUCGGAAAGGCUGACGCAUCUGUCGAUGGCUCUUGCUGCUUGCCGCAGCUAAACCCUCUGCCAAACUGGGGCCCCGGAAAAGCAGCCAGACCAGAAUCUCAAAAAGAUCGCAGACGAGCAGCCGCAGCGGCUGCUGCGGCUGCGGCAGCAUCGAACGAGUCGAAUGAAACGGGCGAGAGUCGGGCGAAUGGCAGCGGUUUGGCUGCCAGUGCUGAAGUUGACGCGUCAGCCCAAGGCGAUGCGCAAGCCAACAACCAAGCAACGUCAAUGGACGAAGAUGAGCUUCGCAAUUCGUAA